UGCCCGGUCAAGUAUACUCGAGUUGGCUGCUUCGACGACUCCAUGGUACAACCCCGCCCGUUGUCUCAACUACUGAUGACUGAUCGAGAUCCGACCAGUCCUGUGUACAGUGGUAUCCCUGUUCACUGGGGAAUGUGGGAUGUUUAUUUCCCAAAACUGAUUUGCAGAUGUGCAGCGAAAGCCAAAGCUAAAGGAUACAACGUCUUUGGAAUACAACAUUACGGUAGACAGCUUUUAUUAUAACUUCUUAGUGCUGAUAAUUACAAAAUUUUUGAGAUAUCAUUCCAUCUAAUAUUUUAAUCUGGACAAAAUUUAAAAAAUGCCUUGACAAUAAACCCGCGAAAUGCGUUAUUUUAGAACAAAUAUUCUUACUACAUAUGUCUCAAAAUGUGAUCAUAAAUAUCAUUAUUAAUUCUAUAUAUUUAUCUGUUUUUGAUUGGAUAAAUUUAGGGUAACACAAAAUUUGGAAGAUUUACGUGAUUCCUCCGGAUCGUUUUACUACUGGACGAACGCGUCGUGCAACGCUUUCAUGAUUGGUGUACUGACCAACCUUUAAUGCAUUGACAUUCACAAUGUAACCUCCGAUUGGGCAAAAGUUUGACUUGUGACAAGCCAAUUCAAUUCAUAAUUGACAGUCCAUGCACUCUUUACAAUUAAGACUUGGCAAAACUAACCGCGUAGUUGUACCACUACUUAUUAGAAAAAAAAAUAUAAUAAAUUCAGAGGAAUGAAGAUGUUGCUGUUUUUAGUUUGACAAUAGGUCACUUUCUCCCUGCUGUAUUCUUUAAUCUAAAAAAUAAUUGAAAAAGGUUCGUGUGCUUGUUAGCCGCUAGACUGUAAAUAUUGCUUCAGAAAAAAUAAAAAAACUAAAGUUAAGACAGAAUAAUGGACAGGGAGGGAAUCGUAGGGUGUUGUCCUGGUUAUGUGAAUUUCACUAAAGUUAUUUUUAGAGGUUUUAAUUGAAUUAAAGUCUAAUUCCAGGGGCGUCCGCACAGUUUAAUCAAUCGUUUGAAACGUCAUCAAGUCCACGCGCGACUUCCUCAAAGCAAACAAUGAGGAAUAUUGAAAUGGCGACACACCAAGAGCGCAUAAUGUUCCAAUAUUAUGAUUUACAUUACUGAAUAAAAGUUUGCGGACCUCUUCGGAAACCACCUUCCGAUUAAUUCCAAGCGCGUAAUUGGUCUAAAAAUAACUUUGGGGACACUUUUCCCAGGGGCAAGUCUGGUCGUUUUCCUCUCUCUCCAUUCAUUCUCUCUUGCUAAAGUUUAAUCUUUUUCCUUACAGGGGAAUGCUGGUCAGGUUGUGGAAGCGAAGACACGUAUUCUAGGGACGGUAGCUCCAGCAAAUGUAUCACCUAUGAUUAUGACAAUUGUAACCCACAAUAUAAGGAUUGCGUCGGAAAGAAUCACACAAACUUUGUAUUUACUUUACAUGGUGAGCAACAAUCAUACUUGCUUACACUAUUUAUCGAUUCACUUACACAGCGAGUGAAUGUAUUUGCUGAAUUAUUACUGUUAGUAUAUAGGAGUCUCUUAAAUUUACCUAAUUAUAAGUUAAAACAGCAAACUGACCCUUAUGGCAGGAAGAGUGCGAGAACAAAAAUAAAGAAAGAACACUGAAAUAAAUGGUGAAUUAUAUAAUUCACUACAUACAUUUUAUAUUUUUCUCACUCUUCCUGCCUUAAGGAUCAGUUUGCUGUUUUAAUUUACAAUUUGGUAAUAAAGAUUUCACUGAUUCAGGUCUACAAAAGAUCCAGCUCAUCUUAUUGGUUUGUUGCUGUGGUUCUGCCUUCACAAGUGUUUCUUAAGUUGGACGAUACAAUACAUGACUUAUUUGAAAAUUUACUUUCUACGAUUUCAGGUCUUCAUCCAGAGCACGCAACCGAACUUAAAUCUUUGACCUGUGAGUAGUUCGUUUUAUUAAUUAAUUAGACUCUGGAUCGAGACAGGGAAACUGUCCUAAAACAAAUAACCGCUUUAUCCCGGCCGUUCACUGAUUUUAGGCUGCGUCUGGGACAGUGCAAAGUAGGUUUUUUACUUCGGUGGUGAGGAACUUGUAAGUCCGACUGCAUUAUCAGUCAGGUUACUUUAACCGUUCGAUUUUAAGAAAUAACAUUAAAAAAAUGCUAAAAAAAGCCAUUUCGUCAGUUUUUAUUUACAACACUCAGGAAUAGACGGCGUGAAGAGCAACUGAAAAAUUUUUAACAGACUUGUUAACACACUUUCAAUCAAUCCAACAGUUAACCCAGGGUACCCGUAUUUAUGUUUAUUUUGUAAGGGAACAAAUGCAAUUUAAAUUAAUUGAUUACUUACACACAAUCUGGUACUUAUGAAGAACGACCAGAUUAGUUUGAAAGAUUUUUUUAUUAUUUUUGGAAAGUAAAACUAAAUAAAAUGUUUUAAUCGCUUUGCAACCAGGAAUUGUUUGAUAAAUCGGAGUGUAAAUUAAUAUACUUUUUUACCUAUCAGGUCAACACUUCUUAGUUUCCAUACGAACUGGCGCAUGCGGAGAGUCAACAUCUACAGAACAUGCGCACUCGAUAUUAACAAAAGUAAGGAAUCUGCUUAUCAAAAACAACGGCACCACGCAGUACUGAUCAAAGAAAUAAUUAUAAUAAUUAAUGUGGUUGUGAUAAUAAUAUGAUAGCGAUGAUUAUGAUGGACAUACCAAUGAUGAUGAUGAUGAUGAUGAUGGUAAUUAUAUUUAUUAUAUACUAAAACAGUGGAUAGUGUUUUUUGCGCGCUCUGAUUGGCUAUUCAAAGUCGGGAUAUCCAGUGCUAUUCACUGAUUCACCUUUAGCUCCUCCGAACGGGCGACGCCAAACUCGCGUAAGUUACGAGCAAAAUGGUUUCCCGGUUUAUUCGUUUAUUGCCGUAACAAACAAAGUAAUUUCACAAAUAAUCAAGCUGUUCCCGAAAUACACGAAGAAGGUGACGAAAGUCGGUUUAGAAGCUUUAACAGGUAAAGCUCUGUCUGUUUGACUUGAAUUUAUCGAUGAAACCGGUGAAAAAGUUUUUUGUUUACAAAUGCAAAUUAGGACUUGCGUUACGGUACUUUUAAUUAUUUGGCUGACAUGUUCAUAAAUAAGCUUAAAACUAAAUUCAAUAUAUUUUUUACAGAAUUAAUUCAAAUACAAGAAAAAUUUAAAACUCCUUUUGAAGACAUUUCCCCACAAUAGCUAAACAAAUGUCAUUCACUGAUUGAGUAGCAAAUCAGAGCGCGCGAAAAACACUAUAUUAGUAUAUACUAAACUAAAAUAACUAUUCACCUCAGUGCCCGUGGCUAGUCGGUAUUUAUAUUACCAUAUUCACUGAAAACUCUUCUUGAAGAACGGCUCUCCUAGCCUGCAGGAGCCAAACAGAUACGGCUAACAGUCGAGUUUACGCGUAAACGUCUUCGUAUAAGAAGAUCACGAAUCAAAGCAGCGCGAUAGAUGCAGGCCUCCGAUUGGGCACAAAUUAAAAUAACUUUUGUGCCCAAUCACAGACAAGCAUUCGAAUGAGUCGUGGAACUGGUUUGUUAAAAGUGGCAUCCCAGGGGCUCUCUCUCCCGUACUUGAAAACUUUCGCCGCCGUUUUUCCUGACCUAACUGACCGCCCCCGGGUCUCCGAUGAUGGGAGACAUCCUGAGCUGCAUUAGUAAAAGUUUUACUAAAUACUUAUUUCUUUUGUCAUCAGGUCCAGGACAUUUAUAAGGGAUAUUCUUGCCUUAAGUGUUUGAAGAUUGUAAGCGAAAGGUAUAUGUCGCGUCUAGUUUAUAGCGUAAGGUAGAUUUUAAUUUUAAUUUUGUUGAGAAAAACUCAAUAAUUUUUUAUCAAGGCUUAGCAUCGUUUAGCAUGACAGGCGCGGAUCUAGGACUGAAGUACUGACAGAUUUCCUAAACGAGCGCCGAAGAAGCAAGGUUCUAGGGGGAGGUCCGGGGGACAUGCACUCCAGGGAAAUUUUUGGGGAUUUUAAAUCCCUUGAGUUACCUUUCCUGGGUUCCUGAGUCACUCAGACUUCAAAUUGACCAGAUUUCAACCUGGAAAGCGGUUAUUUAUGAAAAAUCUUAGCGAUUUUCGUAAAACGGUGGAAACCGGUGUGGAUCCGCGCCUGCAUGGAGAUGUACUAAGCGCCGUAUCCGUGACAUAAUUCACGAGAAAGAUUGAAGAUAUUUUGAUUCCGUUAAAGGUUACGUGUCCGCUUAUGUUGGUAGAUGAAUCGGUGGGCGGAAGAGGUAGAGAGAAGAAAAGAAGAAAAGACUGCUCAUAUCUCCUUCCCUCCGCCCUCGACGGCCAUGAAAUGACGCCUAUUAUGUAGACCAUAUAGAAUUCAACAACAACAAACCUUUAUUUGCAUAACUAUAACUAAUUACAGUAUUGCAAAAGGGUAGGGACUAAAAAAUCCAUAUAGAAUCCAGAAUGUUCAUGAACGGAUAAGGAUUAGCACAGUCAGUUUGUUCGCGGCCUUGUGUGAGGGAGGUUCCUAGUUCGAUGUUCCAGUGUGACUUUAAAUACUUGUUUUGAGUUUCUUCCUUUCUGUGUAGCCUUGAACAGAAAGUACCUGUAAAAGAGUGCCUGAUCGAAGGAGGGGUAAAAUGAGCAUGCGCACACCACCGGCCUCAGGUGUAUCAGUCUAAAGAGACACUUUACGAGUAACUUAAAAUAUGAACGAUUAUGGAACUAAAAAUAGCUUACCUCGCUCCAGCUCUUUGUUUAUGUCGAUGUUUAUUGUUUUCAGCUCUUCGGCAGUUUUUAUCGCCCUAAAAUUCACUUGCCAAGGACAACAUUUGAAGAAACUUGUCUCCAGACUUGGAGCCAGUAGAAUAAUCAAAGCAGGUUUGAGCAUUUAAUUUUAAGCGAUACUGAGGGUAAACUCACCAUUUUCACAUAGACCAUAAUGCACCUUGUUUACCCCUCAAAAUUUUGCAUAAUCAUUGUUUCAAAUUUUUUCUGGGUUUUACAAUCGUCUUCACACUUAUCACUGACAUGGUCGACGUUAAGGACUGCUUCAUAUACAAGAGUCAGGGGCACUCAACGAGAAUAUAGUUCAAAACUUGUUAAACGUAUUUUAGUAUUUAUAAGUAGAUAUAGGCAUAUUUCUAUCCUCUGAGAAUUUUUCAUCUGUGCGGAUUUCCUAGCUGAAAGUCUAGUGAUCCGAAAAUUAUAGAGAUUAAAACUUACCUUUUCGAAAAUUUCAGCCAGAAAAAAGGUUCCCGAAAAUUCUAGGUGACCUUUUUAAGGUAAAAAUCCGUUAAAAAUGGCCAAUUUCACCAUUUUUUAGAUGUUCGAAAAUCCUAGGAGAGGCAGGGAAGCAAGAAAUUUUACAACAUGUUGUAAAAUGUUCCGAAAAUUCUAGAUCUCAAAUCGUCCUCCGAACAGAUAUUUCCGAAAAUUGAUGUUGGGUGCCCAUGAAGAGUUUCCCCUUCAGAUUAUUCAGGAGAAAUGUACGCUAUUAAAUCUGCUUAAAUUCUGGGACCUUAUCCAGAUAUAAUUAUGGAUAACUGUGUUUGAAUGGUUGGAUGCAUUCUGCCUUUUGGCUUGCCAAUUUGCAGAUUAGCAUUUGACAACCAAGUAAGAAAUUGUUCAAAAUCUAUUUCUAUCGUAGCUUUUCUAUAAAAGGAACUUUCUCCAAAGCAGAGUCGGGAACGGCUUAGAUUUUGUCGUUCGCGGUCUCGAUAUAUUUUUUAGGCCAGCUACUUUAACAAGGGAAUUAUCAUUUUUCUUAUUCUAGAAUGUUCCACGCCACCUUGUCCAGUUUUCACACAUCACUGCUCCUACCCAUGUGGUAUGUCCUCGUGUUCCAUUUCGCCAUCUCUACCGUAUCCAUCAAUAUGUCCGGUACCACUCCACUAUCCCGAGCUGACGUGGCCCGCUUCACCGUGUUCGCCGUCAUGCCCUUCAGUUUGUGCACCUGAAUGCACUCCUUUCUGCUGCCGCACCAUGGUUAAUCGUCCAAAGAAGGCCAAGCAGUUCCCAGGUCAACUUGCUUCACAACAACCUGAACAUUUAGAAGCCGGUGAAGUCAUUGAAGACAAUGUGCUUUAG
Messenger RNA from Porites lobata, 6025 nucleotides. The record is from the annotation of a GenBank genome assembly. Lineage: Eukaryota; Metazoa; Cnidaria; Anthozoa; Scleractinia; Poritidae.